CUCCGUCAUCUUCUCCACCAACACUGGCGUCACCAUGUCCUCCACCACACCAGCUUCAACAGACUCGUCCUCCCUUCUAGCUCGUCUGCAUCCCUCACACUACCUAUCUACCCACUUGUCCCACUCUUCCCGCCCCUCUUCCUCCCGCUCCCCGCUUGACUUCCCGGAUGUAGACCUCAACCUCGGACCCAUUGCCUCGUCCUCAUCCUCCAACAGACCAGAAUGGAUCCCCUCUCCUUCGGCUCUUGCUCGUGUAGGGUCGACGACGGUCAUCUGCAGCAUCACGCCUAGCAUUGUCUACCCGCCGCAGAUGUCUACUCCUUCCUCAAGCCAGGCGAGUUCCACAGUGGUGCCUUCCAUCAACCUUACCCCCCUCUCCUCGCCUUCGGCGGACUUUCAGAGCGGAGCGCCUUCCAAUUUUGCGCAAUGCACUACUGAGCGACUGUACGAGUUCUUGGACUCGAGCCUGCCCUUUGAGCCCGAACUGCUGCAUAUACCGACGGAGGGAGGAGAGGCAGCAGGGGCAGGUGUAGAGGAGGCCAAGAGGGGACCGCCGAGAGCGAAGUGGUGCUUGUUCGCUGAUUGUACGGUCGUGGGGUAUGAUGGUGCGUUGCUGGAGACGGCAAUGCUUGCUAUUACGGCGGCUUUGAGGCAACUUUGGCUCCCCAAGUCCGUCUUUUCACUCGACGAGAACGUCGUCAUCGCUUCACCCGCGGACUACUGGUCUCUCUCGGCACACAUGGACUCGCUGCCUCUCGCCUUCUCCUUCGCCAUCUACGACGAACAGCUCCUGGCUUGUCCCUCAUCCUUCGAGGCGGAUCUAGCCCAGAGCAGUAUGGCGAUGUGUUUGAGCGCUGAGAAGGCAAAGGAGAGGAAAGCGUCAAGAAGUGGCAAGAGGGAAGAUACAGGCGACGAGUGGUCACUCUGCGCCAUGCACUCGACGGGUCCACUACGAGCUACGAAUGUCGCCUUGUCACCGGGCAAGGGCAAGCCACUGGGCGACGAGGAGCUCAUUGCGAGAUGUCUGGCAUUAGCAUCUGCGAGGGCAGGGCAGAUUGCAGCUACGCUCCGAGCGAAAGAGGCGGACGUUGAGUCGGCGAUGCAGAAGGCUAGAGGAGCGCAGCAAUGAGAUAUAGACUGAUGAUAUUGCAAGGCAUACAUCGCAAUAAAGCGACUCCCCUACUCCACCGGUUGAAAUUGGCUCGGAUCAUUGUUGUACGCCAUCUCAUCCAGCGCAACCACACAACUCUCCCUGACUACCCGAGGCGCCUGCAUAUCCUCAGCCCAGCGCUUGAGCUCCUUCAUGACCUGCUCCGUCAAACUCUCCCCUUUGCCUUCCCCUUCUUCCCCGUCUUCCACCACAGCUCCCAAAGCCUCAGCAGCCUCGUGGCGCACCAUCUCGUGCUCCUUGUCAUCGCUCAGUACGCGCAGCAUGGCCGGUACGCAGGC
Messenger RNA from Jaminaea rosea, 1449 nucleotides. RefSeq lists its product as hypothetical. Bases 35 to 1129 code for a protein of 364 amino acids. NCBI's taxonomy places the organism in Eukaryota, Fungi, Basidiomycota, Exobasidiomycetes, Microstromatales. Gene Ontology annotation, cellular component: cytoplasmic exosome (RNase complex); nuclear exosome (RNase complex). Gene Ontology annotation, biological process: exonucleolytic trimming to generate mature 3'-end of 5.8S rRNA from tricistronic rRNA transcript (SSU-rRNA, 5.8S rRNA, LSU-rRNA); U4 snRNA 3'-end processing; U5 snRNA 3'-end processing. The record is from RefSeq and is a predicted model, not a curated record. The transcript is spliced from 2 exons.